CGGUCCAGCGGAGUGUUGGGCGCAUGCGCGCGGCGGUCCUGGGGUGAAGUGAGUUGGGGGCUGGCUGUGGAGGAAAACCCCAUUCUGAGCUGGGGGAACCGCCGGAGCUGGAGGCGACUCCCUGGAGCUGCGCGGGGAACCCGCCGCCGUCGCUAUGGAACGCAUGUGGGGAGAGCUGACCGUCGCCUUCUCCCGGUUGUCCAUGUUCCCCUUCUUCGAUAUCGCCCACUACCUGGUGUCUGUAAUGACGCUGAGGGAGCAGCACGGAGCUAUUUCAGUGGCAUGGCAGAAUCCUUUAGCAAGCUGGUUUAGUGCAAUGCUGCACUGCUUUGGAGGGGGAAUUUUGUCAUCUUUUCUACUUGGAGAGGCUCCAACAAAAUUCCUUGAAAAUAACACUAAUGUCUUAUUGGCUUCUUCAAUCUGGUAUAUUGUAUUUUAUUGUCCAUAUGACAUAGUUUCCGAGUGUUAUUGUUUCCUGCCUGUUCAACUCUUGGCUGCAGGAAUGAAGGAAGUAACCAGAACUUGGAAAAUCAUGGGUGGAAUCAUACAUACUAGUAAGAAUUACACGGAUUCCUGGAUGGUGUUGAUAGCUCUUGGAUGGGCCCGAGGUGCUGGUGGUAAUGUAAUCACAGGUCUGGAGCAAUUGCUAAAAGGGGCUUGGAAACCUGAAACUAGCAAAUUUCUGGAGAUGUCCUACACUGUGAAGAUAACUUUGGUGGGGUCAGUUCUCUUCACAUUACAGCAUAUAGAGAAGCUGCCAAUGGAAAAACAUAGUCUUAUGUUCUGCUAUACUUUUUUUAUUGUUGUCACGAAGAUAACCAUGAUGCUCACUAAGUGUAACUCUUCUCCCCUCACUCCUUUUGAAAUUAUACUGGGUCGAAUGCUAUUUGGCUUACGGCAACCUGAGGCUUCAGCAUUACUGCGAAGUACUUUGAAAUCAUCUUUCAAUGGUACAAGCACAAACUCAAAACCCUAUAUAGACAAUGGUGAAAAUAAGAAGAAACAAAAUAAGAAGACAGAAUAAAUUUACUUGGGGAGCUUUAGGUUGCCAAAAAACAUUUUCUUACUUGUUUACCUCACAAAUUGUGAUAAACAUUUCUAUUGUAAAUGAUGUGAAGUAAAGAUUAUAUGUAAGGAAAUGCAGGUGACCGAAAGGAAUUAUUGCCUUCUGCUUGAAAGGGAUACUUAUAGCCCUUUAAAAGUGGCAUUGUAGCUUGUAAUUUCUUGGUUGUUAUGAGUGUAUCAUGUAAAAAUGUUUUUCUAAGUUAAAUAUAAAAGAUUCUAUUGUGAUCAUUUUUAAUAGUUUUAUAUUGAUGAAAUAAAGCUAACGUUUUUACAAGUGCUCGCAAAACCUAAAAGGUAUUUAUAAAGUAACAAAAAAAUAAAUGUUUUCUUUUUUCCUUAGCAGUUUUCAUGUACUUUUUAAUUUGCAUAUGAAGUAUACCAUUACCUUCUAUAAUUUAAAAAGUGUGAAAACUUGUCAAUCAUUUAUUUAUGCAAUGUAGGGGAAGAAUAAAGUUUUAGUAAGGUAUUUUGUAUUAUGAGUGAAACUAUAUUGCCAGUUAGUUUUAGAUACAUUUUUCUAUCUAUUGUUCAUAAAAUGUAUCUGAAAUUUUAGAUAAUUAUAUUAUUGAGACAGGAUAUUAGCAAUGUGCAGUUCCUAGCUAAAGUCUACUUUAUAUUUAAAAAGAACCCUCACUUUUUUCCUUCCAAAAUAAAUCAGGUAUUUAAUUUUUAUUUGUUAUUAAUCUUAUAUCUUCCAUUCUAAGAAUUUAUUCCUCUCUUUCUUUCAUAAAGUACAUUUGUACUACUUGUAGGAGAAAUCACUAAUUGUUAUCAACAUUUCACAUAACUAAGGGAAAAGAAAAGCUAAAGAAUUUAAGCUGAAUACAUUGUGUUAGUUGUCACUUGAAGGAAUUAUCCCAAUCCUUAAGUACAUUAUAUUUUUAAAAUAGCAAUAAAAAUCCCUUUUAGAAAACAUUUUUUAUUGUGGCAUUUUUGUUUUUAGUUGGAUAUUCCUUACUAGUUGUUUGCAAAACAGUUUUUGUGAGUCUAGAGUUCAUAAUUUACAGAUAAAUAUAUCAUCUAAAUUAAAACAAGUUAACCUCCAUGUGAAAAUCUGAUGUUGGGUACUUUAAAUAACUCUUGAUUUUUGGGUCAUUACCAAAUGCCCAAAUAGAAACAAUAAAAACACAUGAUAAUAAUUGAACACAGAAUAGUGGCAUUAAGUCCAAUUCCUUUUUGACAAAAAAAUUUUUUUUUAAGUAAUGUUAGAUUUAUGUGCUUUAUACUGUGGUUUCAAGUUCCAAUUAAUACUUUAAUUCUUAGUGAUACUUGAUAUGAAUAGUCAUAUCCUAAGACUAUGGACCUAUUGCUAUUACAGGUAUUGACAAGCACUAGACAUUUUACAUGGUUCAGGAACAUUAAAAUUCCAUCCAAGGAACUGGUUUACAGAUAACCAGAAUGUUUUAUUAUGAAGAUAACAUUACAGGUACUAUAUUUUAAGCACUUGCAAAAGAACAACAUAGCUUUUUGAUAUGUAUGAAAUGAUAAGUAUAUUUUUAAUAUUUUUAUUUUUCAAAAGACAUUGAGUAAGAGUUCUGUAUAACAUUUGAUAUUCUUAGUAUUUUGAUGUUUCAUAGUAAUAUACAAAAGAUCUAAAUGUCAGGCUAAAUAACCUGGUCAUUUUACAUCAAGUUAGUGUGUGAUAAAGUGUUAAAAAUUAUUCUUGAAGUUUGCAAAAUUACUGUAGCUGAAACCCUGUGCUGUUUUCUGUUUGUAUUAGAUACAGACUUUUUAACAUUAAAGUAAUUUAUUCAUCA
Antechinus flavipes (yellow-footed antechinus) is the source of this 2822-nucleotide messenger RNA. RefSeq names its product transmembrane protein 38B (gene TMEM38B). The record is from RefSeq and is a predicted model, not a curated record. The coding region runs from base 155 to 1024 and encodes 289 amino acids. Gene Ontology annotation, biological process: potassium ion transmembrane transport. Gene Ontology annotation, cellular component: membrane. Gene Ontology annotation, molecular function: potassium channel activity; identical protein binding. NCBI's taxonomy places the organism in Eukaryota, Metazoa, Chordata, Mammalia, Dasyuromorphia, Dasyuridae. The transcript is spliced from 6 exons.